Molecule: messenger RNA, 2565 nt
Organism: Archocentrus centrarchus (flier cichlid)
Lineage: Eukaryota; Metazoa; Chordata; Actinopteri; Cichliformes; Cichlidae
Product: protein NLRC3-like
Exons: 5
Coding region: 1-2565 (854 amino acids)
Source: RefSeq, a predicted model, not a curated record
AUGGAUGAGCUGCUAACAAACCUAAUCAAGGGAACUUUGCUUCCUUCUGCUCAUCUCUGGAUCAUCUCUCAGCCUUCAGGACUCGAUAAGAUUCCAACUGAUUAUAUCCAGAAAGUCACCAAAUGUCAAGAGACCUCAGAGCGAUGGAAGAAGCUGGUGACACAUCUGCAUGAAAGACUUCUUAGAGAAAACAGUCAGCCUGAAGAUAUGAACCAUCCUAACCAGAAAAACACAGAACACAUCAUGAGAGAAGACAUCACUGCAGAGGUCACUGAUGAACAGAAGAAGAAACAGACUGUGGUGAAAGUGAAAGCAACAUCUGACAUCUUUAAAGAUGGGAAUGGAGAAAAAAUCAGGACUGUGCUGACUGUUGGAGAGGCUGAUAUCGGAAAAUCUUUCCAUCUUGACUUUGACAUCAAGAAUCCUGUGACUGAUGUCAGUGAGUCAGCCUCAGUGGAUGUGCUGCUGACAAACCUCAUCAAAGGAAACCUGCUUCCUUCGGCCCGAGUGUGGAUAACUUCCCGACCUUCAGCUAUCAAUUGGCUGAAUGCUGACAAAUUAGUUUACAGGAGGACAGAAAUACGAGAGAAACCUGAUAUUACAAGUCAUCGGAACCUCAAAUCUCAUCUGAAGGACCAGUUUACCUGCGUGUCUGAGGGCAUCGACAGGCAGAAAGCCUCUGCUGUUCUGAAUGAGAUCUACACAGAGCUCUACAUCAUAGAGGGUCAGAGUGAAGAAGUCAAUGAUCAGCAAGAGACCAGACAGAUUCAAAAUGCAAAGUUCAAACCAGUAAGAGAAGAAACAGCAAUUAAGUAUAACAAGAUCUUCACAUCUGUUGAAAAUAAACCAAUUAAAACGGUGAUGACUCUUGGAGUGGCGGGCAUAGGGAAAACAAUCACAUCAAUGAAGUACAUGCUGGACUGGGCUGAUGGUACAGACAUUCAAAACAUUUAUUACAUAUUCCCACUUCCUUUCCGGGAGCUUAAUUUGAGAAGAGAGGAACAGCAAAGUUUUGAGGAACUUCUUCAUCAGUUCUUCCCAGCUAUGAGGACCUCAGAAAUAUCUGACUACAACAAGUACCAAAUUCUGAUUGUUCUGGAUGGCUUUGAUGAAUGCCGCCUUGAUCUUGACUUCAGUGAAAGUAAUAAAUACAUCGAUGUGAAAGAGUCGACAUCAGUGAAUGUUCUGCUCACCAACCUCAUCCAAGGAAAUCUGCUUCCUAAGGCUCAAAUCUGGAUCACCUCCCGACCUGCAGCAUCCAACCGUAUUCCUGCUGAUAAAGUUGACCGGGUCACAGAGGUGCGAGGAUUCAAUGAUGAGCAAAAGGAAGAGUACUUCAGGAAGAGGUUUAAUGACAAAAAUCUGGCUGAAAAUAUCCUCUCUCAUGUAAAGAAGUCAAGGAGCCUUUAUAUCAUGUGUCACAUACCAGUUUUCUGUUGGAUCACUUCAAAGGUUCUUGAGGAAUAUGUGACCACAAACCAAGAAGGUGAAAUGCCCAAGACUCUGACUGACAUGUACACAUACUUUCUUUUGCUGGAGUGCAGACAGGCUAACAGAAAGUACAGUGAAGAUGAGACACGUGAGCGCUGUGAGACAGAUGAAUGCUGGAAUGAAAGAAACAAGGAAACCGUUAUAUCUUUAGGAAAACUAGCUUUUGAGGAGCUCGUGAAAGGAAACUUUCUCUUUACUGAAGAAAACCUGACACAGUGUGGUACUAAUGAAACAAAUGCUGCUGUUUUUUCUGGGAUAAUCACUCAGAUCAAACGAGAGAGUACCUCCCUGUACCAACAGAAACUGUUUUGCUUUGUCCAUGUGAGCAUUCAGGAGUUCUUGGCAGCUUUCUAUGUGUUUUACAUAUUCAAUAACAAAGGUGAAAAUCUGCUUACCACCCCCCCUUCAGUGGUUUCAGGCUUGCCUGCAUCAGACUUCUACAAGAAAGCAGUGGACAAGGCUUUAGAUAGUAAACAUGGAGACUGGGACCUGUUUCUUCGCUUCCUGCUUGGCCUCUCACUGGAGACCAAUCAGAAGCAUCUGAAAGAGCUGCUGAAAGACAACAGAAAAAUUAACAAAGAAACUAACAAGGAGACAGCUGAGUACAUCAAAAAGAAGAUCAAUGAAGACAUCAGUGAUGCAGAUAAAAACCUCAAUCUGCUUUACUGUUUGAAUGAGCUGAAUGACCACUCUCUUGUUGAAGACAUCAAAAAGCAACUGCGAUCAGGAACACAGAAUUUUGAAGAUUACUCUGCUGGUCAGUGGUCUGCUCUGACUUUUGUGCUGCUGACAUCAGAUGAGAAUCUUGAUGUGUUUGAUCUGAAAAAGUACCGGAAAUCAGAGAAAGUUCUUCUGGGAAUGAUGCCUGUGGUCAAAGUCUCCAAACGUGCUUUGCUGAGUUGGUGUGAGCUCUCUGAACAAUCCUGCAGUGGUCUGACAUCCUCAGUCCUAGGCUCUGCAUUCUCAAACCUCUCAGAGUUGGACUUCAGCCACAAUGAUCUGCUGGAUUCAGGUGUGCAACAUCUUGCUGAAGGCCUGAAGAGUCCACACUGUAAACUGGAAAUUCUGAAGUAA